CCCUGCAACGCGACACGCCCAUCUCUCUCUCCCUCUGUCUCUGUCUGAUGUCAUCAUGAGCCGAACACACAUCUGAACUCCGGCACGGCUUAAAGGAACGACAGAGGAAAAGGAGACAACUUUACUGAGGUGUGGAGAAGAAGAGCGUUCCAACAGUAUGGGCUCUGGCCAGAGCAGUGACAAAUUAUACUGCAACCGCUAUCUGAAGGGACAGGGUCCUCCAUCACUGGUACAACAAGCUAAUGCAGAGGUGAAUGGGAUGCACAGAAGGAAAAGCUGCCAGCCAGAGGGCCAGAUGACCUGGGUGAUCCUCCACAGAGACCUGCCGGGAUUCCCUGAUGACAACACCUUGCAGAUAAACUACAUAUUCCCAGAUGGAGUACAGACAGAGCAACACCCUCACCCCGGCCAGCCUUACGCCGGGCUGCGGCUCUGCGCUUACCUGCCUGACAACCGCGACGGCAGGAAGGUUCUCAAGCUGCUGGAGAAGGCCUUCAACCAGCAGCUCCUGUUCACUGUCACUACCAAUACAAAGGGAGAGGACACGGUUACUGCGACUUCCAUCCCCCUAAAAACACAAGCAGACGCAGGAAACGGAGUUGACGGCUACCCAGAUUCUGACUACCUGAAGACGGUGAGGAAGCUACUGAAGGAUAAAGGCAUUGAAUAAGCCACAGCACACACUGCUGGACGGAGGCAGAGACUUCAAACUACAGUUCAUCUCUGAAUCACCAGAGAAUUUGAGCUGUAAAUGAUUAGAAACUGUUGUCGGUGGUUGAUGUUGUUAAUGUGUAAUCUUGAGUGUAUCUGUGUGUUAUUAAAGUGUUGCAGUUCUUAUUCUUGAAAUAUAUUUAUUAUAACACAUUAUUAACUCCAACUGUUGGUGGUGUCUUAUGUGAAAUAGCAUGUCCUUGUUUGAGGUGAUUUCUUUUGUAUCUUUACAAGAAUUCAGUCCACUCUUUAAGCUCACUGUCAUAUUAUUGAAUUCAUAGGUCAAUAUAAAUGGACUAUUUCUA
Messenger RNA from Epinephelus fuscoguttatus (brown-marbled grouper), 1016 nucleotides. It is a transcript of the gene dtx3la, whose product is annotated as deltex E3 ubiquitin ligase 3L a. The record is from RefSeq and is a predicted model, not a curated record. Gene Ontology annotation, biological process: protein ubiquitination; Notch signaling pathway. Bases 158 to 670 code for a protein of 170 amino acids. Lineage: Eukaryota; Metazoa; Chordata; Actinopteri; Perciformes; Serranidae. The transcript is spliced from 5 exons.